This is a messenger RNA of Cladocopium goreaui, 1891 nucleotides long. The record is from the annotation of a GenBank genome assembly. NCBI's taxonomy places the organism in Eukaryota, Dinophyceae, Suessiales, Symbiodiniaceae.
UUGUGAUUCGGCUUAAUGGAACAACAAUUCAAUAAAACAAAACAUUGGAUGCGUUAGGUUGGUGUGACAUUUUCACAAUCGCUGGCAUCAGUUACAUGCAAAUCGCCCCUUCUGCAACUUGGAAGUUGCCUCAUUUGGUGCACAUCGCAUCUCCCUCCACUCAGCGCCUUGGGAUUUCUUGUGCGCUGCAGCCUGUACUGGGCGCUACUUCCAUUGCUGUUGUGGGUCGAUUCAAUCGAAAAUUUAAAGUUGCUGGGGCAAGGCAAUCGCACCCCGUUCAGAUGAGCAGCACUUGUGAAACUUCGAGCGCAGGGGAACUGUUUUUGUAUGACCAAAAUUUGGGUUAUGCCGCUUUCGAAGCUGGUGAUCCUGGUGAUCGGCUAGGCUCGAAAGCGCUGGUUUGUGUUGGAGGUUUGACGGAUGGGCUGUUAAGUUUGAGGUAUUUGCCCAAUUUGGCCAAGGCACUGAAAACGCUGGGGUGGCGAACUUUCCAACCGGUGUUGCAGAGCAGCUAUCGGGGUUGGGGGUUUGGAAGCCUUCAAGAUGAUGCUGAGGGACUUGAUAAACUUUUGUCCUUUUUGGAAACGAACCGUGGCAUUUCAAAAGUGGUGGUGCUAGGUUCUUCCACAGGCUGCCAGGAUGCAGUACAUUUCUUGAAGGUUGGGAUGAAAAAAUCUCUGGUGCACGGAAUCGUUUUACAAGCGCCUGUGAGCGAUCGUGAAGCGCUCUUGGCCGAACAGCGUAGUGAGGACGAACUUACACAGUUGGAACGGUUUAAACAAGUGGCAUCUCAAAUGAUUUCUGAGGGCAAAGGAUCAGAAGUGCUUCCCAGGAGCGCAUGUCAGCUCUUUGGACCACCUGACGUCAUCACUGCCUACCGUUUCGAUUCACUGACUCGGCGGAUGGCCGACGACGACAUGUUCUCCUCCGAUUUGACGGAAUCAGAGCUGAGGGAGAAACUCGGACAUGUGAACGUGCCUUGCUUGCUGGCCAUUUCUGCAGAUGAUGAGUACGUGCCACCUUUUGUUGAUUCCACUGCCUUGUGUCACCGCAUGGCCAAUGCAAUGGCUGCCUUUCCAGCCAACUUGACCAGGUCAGUGAUUUUGCCCAAUGGCGGCCAUGGGGUUCGCAGCCCUGAAGGUCAGGCGCAGUUCAUCAAUGCAGUUACUGACUUCGUUUCGGACUUGGACCAGAAACUGCUGCGGCGCCUGGAUUGGGAGACUGCCCUGGCUGCAGAUCUCCAAGACCGCGCUGCUGCGUGUGGUCGCCCCUUGCUGGUGGCGCUGGCUGGCAUGCCGGGUGCAGGGAAGUCGACCACUUCGGGGGUUCUGAGGCGUUUGUUACAUCCGAAGUGUUUCGUGGUUCCCUUGGAUGGUUUCCAUGUGCCCCUGCAGUCGUUGAGGUCGAGGCCGGAUGCGGAUGAUGCUGUCUAUCGCCGAGGGGCUGCUGAUACUUUUGACCCUGAGGGACUUUGUGAGAAAUUGCGGCAAGUGGUUGAGGGCCAGGAACCCAAAGUGUGGUUUCCCGAUUUCGACCAUGCCGUUGGUGAUCCCGUGGACGAUACGCUGUGCUUCGAACGGAGCCUGCAUCGGAUUGUGCUGGUGGAGGGGCUCUACCUCUUGCGGCAGCAGGAUGGGUGGGGGUCACUAGCGGAUUUUUUUGACUACAAGAUCUAUCUGGAGGCAGACUUGGAGGAGUGCAUUGCGCGGGUCAAGGAGCGCAACAAAGCCAUUCCAGGCUACACUCCCGAAGAAAUCGAUCGGCGCUGUGAUGAGGUGGACAGAGCAAAUGCGAAGGUGGUUCAGGAGUCGGUGAAUCAGGCUGACUUAAUUGUACAAACUGACCUGGACAAAGCAUCCAGAUAGGUUGAAGGACAGUUACUGAUGAGAAA